Branchiostoma floridae (Florida lancelet) is the source of this 1285-nucleotide messenger RNA. RefSeq lists its product as uncharacterized. The transcript is spliced from 3 exons. Gene Ontology annotation, cellular component: cytoplasm; CD95 death-inducing signaling complex. Gene Ontology annotation, biological process: TRAIL-activated apoptotic signaling pathway; positive regulation of extrinsic apoptotic signaling pathway. Gene Ontology annotation, molecular function: caspase binding; death receptor binding. NCBI's taxonomy places the organism in Eukaryota, Metazoa, Chordata, Leptocardii, Amphioxiformes, Branchiostomatidae. The record is from RefSeq and is a predicted model, not a curated record. The coding region runs from base 56 to 418 and encodes 120 amino acids.
CAACACCAGGAACAAAGGGCUGCAGAAAAGAUCCCGGGACAACUCACCACAUUCCAUGGUGCCAACGAAGAAGAAGAGACUAAUGGAAAAUCAGCGGAGAGAUGAAGAAGAAGGACCGAGUGGAGACAUACGGGCAGGAGGUAUUUCUAAGUACCUGUAUUUCAUCAAGGAAAACGUGAGCACAUAUUGGAAAGACCUUGCUGGCCAACUUGGAUUCAUUUACACAGACAACAACAACAUUCGUGAUCGAAACAGAGAUGCCAAAUCCAGGUGCCAAGACAUGUUGGAGGAGUGGCAGAAGAACAAUGGGCAUGGUGCCACCAUAGAAGUUCUGAUGUCAGCUUUGAAGGAAGUACAGCUGAUGAAUGUCGUGGAUGGUUUGAAAAGGAGAUACCCAGAACUGCAGGAUGUAUGCUGAUAUGCUGAGUGUCUCCUGGCGACAUAUGCGAAGGAAGUCUGUUGGAAAACAUCAAACAUGGCAUUCAUAUCAUUUUAUACCAAGAAAAUAUAUGUUAAAUUGCUGCUUUCAAGCUUUUUGUUGAAAAAAUAAUACAACUUUUUAGAGCAGGUUUGAUUCUCAGAACUAAUUUAGAGUAAGUGACAGAUAUUCCUAAGUCAUUUUGCUCGAUAAUUCUGUGCGCACUUGCCUCAGCAUUCAGAUAGACAGUAUUUUAAACAAAGUUAUUUGUACAGUACCCUUGCAAACCUUGGUCCAUGGACCAUUGGAACUUUGCUCAACAUUUGUAACUUCAUCUAAGAAGUAAGUCGACCUACAGUUUACAUUCAUCCUCUUUAAAGCCCAAGGUUUGCAAAGGUGACAGAUUUUAAGCCAAAAUGUUUUGAUUAAUUCUCUAUGAACCUAAACACAAUAAUUAUUAUUGUAAUAAGUGCCUUCCCAAUUCACACUGCCUGCAAGCAAGUAACAACAAUUCAGGAACGAUUUAAAAGUUUUGUACUUAAAGUUUUUACAUUGUUCUGGAAAAAUUAGUGUGUUACAAAGUUUAUCUUUUCUACCAAAGUGUAUACAAAUAUUUUCAAGUGAUAUUGUGUUUUUGAUAAAAGUUUGUACUGGUACAGAAAAUCCAGGUCCAGAGGUUCAAGCUAGUGGACAUGUCCAAACCUGAAUAAUCCCAUACCUAAUCUCAUCUUGUAUUGUAAAUGUGACAUAUAUUACAUUCUGUCCACAUUAAAAGUACCAAAAAGUAUACAUUCCUUACUACGAUGUCUUACAAAGUAACUAUUCCCAACUUUUUUUUAUUACCUGUAUGACUGUUAACCUUUAGUU